AAAGAAAAGAGGGAUCCCCAAAUUGAAAACUAGGGGUUUAUCCGUGGGUCUUCAUCCUGGUCGGAGUUAGGGUUUCGAAAGAGGGCAACGACUCCAUGAUUCAGAGCAAAUACUCAAUUACUGAGCGGCUCAUCUUCUCGAAGCCUCUAUCAUGUUAUUGAUUUGAGCUUCAGAUAUGAGAAUCUGAUGUAUGAGUGAACUUCUCAUCAUCUUCUUCGCUGUUCGCUACAGUAAUCAAGUUGAAAUUUUGUCGUUGAAGCUUGGGUGAUUUCAUAGAUAGAUCUGUUGCUUUAAGGUAACUGUAUUGCUUCAUCAAAUGUAUUCGUUGAUUCUCCGUGGAAGAAGGUUGAUUGAGUUUCAGAAAUGGAGUCAUUUGAGAUUCGCAUCGCCAAAUGUAUUGUCUUGUCUUUCCAACUCCUUCUCCUCUGCUUCUCCUGCUGAUGGUCGAAAACGCAACAACUUCACUGUCGCUUACCUCGUCGAUUCUUUGGGGUUCACCACCAAACUCGCUGAAUCAAUCUGGAGGAAAGUCACCUCAGAGGCCAAGGGAGACCCAGACUCUGUUCUCGAUCUUCUCAAGAGUCACGGCUUCAGAGAUUCUCACAUCUCAGCCAUCAUUUCAAACUAUCCACGACUGCUCCUACUAGAUACUGAGAAAUCACUUGCUCCCAAUCUCAAGUUUCUCCAGUCCAGAGGAGCUCCAACCUCUGAGCUCACCGAGAUUCUCUCGAAAGUUCCUAAAAUCUUGGGGAUGAAAGGGGACAAAGCAGUCGGCAGGUACUACGAUUUCGUCAAAGACAUCAUCGAAGCCGACAAGAGUUCCAACUACGAGAUGUCGUGUCUUUCUGCUCUGCCGGAGGGUUCUAGGCAGGAGAAUAUCAUCAGGAACGUGUUGGUUCUGAGACGGUUGGGGGUACCUCAGAAGCUGCUCUUCUCCUUGCUCAUCUCCUGCUCCCAUAUCGUCAGUGGGAAAGAUAGAUUCGAAGAAUCCCUCAAGAAGGUUGUUGAGAUGGGUUUCGAUCCGAGGACCUCGAAGUUCGUGGAAGCUCUGCGCAUUGUUUACCAGAUGAGCGACAAAACAGUAGAAGACAAAGUUAAUCUCUAUAAAAGGCUAGGCUUUUCUGUCGAAGAUGUGUGGGAAAUGUUCAAGAAGUAUCCGUUUUUGCUGGCGAUCUCGGAGAAGAAUAUAAUGAACUCCUUUGAAACAUUUAUGAGGCUAGCAUUCACCAGAGAUGAGUUUGUGAGGAUGGUCAAGCACUGUCCUCAGUGUAUUGGGUUAUCUUCAGAGUUGGUUACGAAGAAGACUGAGUUUCUCGUGAAUACCAUGAUAUGGACAGUAGAAGAUGUGGUGUCAAACCCUGCAGCGUUUGGAUACAGCUUGGAGAAGAGGAUUGUCCCGAGGUGUAAUGUGAUCAAAGCUCUAGUGUUCAAAGGAAAUGGUAUCCCUUCAGUUGGGUAUGUUUUGGUAUGUACAGACGAAGUUUUCUUAAACAGGUAUGUGAGGAAGCACGACGACAAGGAGCUUGUAGCUGAGUUGAUGGCUAUCUUCACCGGGGAGAUCGUGCCUCAUAGAUCAUAAAGCCUGUCUAGGAUUUUGCUCUCAUUUAUGAUUGGAAAAGAAAACUCAACAUUAGACUUGUGUAAUCUCAAUUUGAUCUGAACCCUUUCUCUCUA
Molecule: messenger RNA, 1674 nt
Organism: Brassica oleracea var. oleracea
Lineage: Eukaryota; Viridiplantae; Streptophyta; Magnoliopsida; Brassicales; Brassicaceae
Exons: 1
Coding region: 317-1579 (420 amino acids)
Biological process (GO): regulation of DNA-templated transcription; chloroplast organization
Cellular component (GO): chloroplast
Molecular function (GO): double-stranded DNA binding
Source: RefSeq, a predicted model, not a curated record